Molecule: messenger RNA, 1895 nt
Organism: Cephus cinctus (wheat stem sawfly)
Lineage: Eukaryota; Metazoa; Arthropoda; Insecta; Hymenoptera; Cephidae
Gene: d4
Product: zinc finger protein ubi-d4 B
Exons: 11
Coding region: 227-1756 (509 amino acids)
Biological process (GO): nervous system development
Cellular component (GO): nBAF complex
Source: RefSeq, a predicted model, not a curated record
GCUCCUACACAAUUCAAAUUGAUUCGUUUCUGACAGCCCAUGCAUCCACUUAAGAAUAUUUGCAACAGUCUUUUACGACCACGUAUCAUAUAUCUUCCCAUGUACAUGAACUAUCCUAAGGUUUGAUCUUUCCGAUUUGUGUCUCUAUGACCAGUGUAGUCGCUGCUUCCGUGAGGAACGGAGCAGACACAAAUGCAAACGGCAAGCCCUGCCAAAGCAUUUGAAGAUGGCGGCGGCGACGGCCCCUCCAGCGUCCCAUCAAAUAAUUCAAGUAGUGAAUGAAAUAAAUCUAAACAAAAUCGAAAGUUUUCUAAAUGACACCGCGUAUAGAGAAGCUAUCGAGAAUUCUUCCAAUUAUAAUAGUCGACUAUGCAGAGAGCGAAGACUUCGAAUGCCUUUUCUCGACUCACAGACAGGUGUGGCACAAAAUCACUCCGCACUGUUUAUGUCAGCAAGAGAACGACUGCCAGGGUUAUUACAUGGACAAAUUUACACAUACCCCAGCAAACGAUGGAGAAAAAAACGGCGGCAAUACUUAAUGCAUUAUCUACAUCCAAAACGUGGUGGAAGAGGUGACAUUGAAGAUGGAAUUGAUGGUGUCGAAGGAAUUCUUCCAGGUGUUAACGAUGAUAGUAAAGACUCUGGUGCUUUAAAAGAUGAACACAGUAAAGAUGGAUGGUACUACGAUGACCAAGACAUGCUAGACAUGGAUGCGUUCGAUGAGCCAGAUCCAGACAGUGACUAUGAUUAUGAGGAGAGUUAUAGCAGUAAACGAAAACGAAGGAGACCUCGCGGUGGUGGUCAUCAUCCUAGUAGAGGGCACCCACCUUCCACCGACAGCCCAGGCACGAAACGUACCAAGGGUGGAGGACGUGGUCGCAAAAAAGCCAACUACGAUGCCGUUGACUCUGAUAAGCCAUUCGUUUGUGACCUAUGCAGCGCACGGUAUAAAACCAGACCUGGUCUGGUCUACCAUUACGGUCAUUCCCACUCUACUUCCUCUGGUGAUCCUGCUAAGGAACUAAGUCCCAGUCCUGCUGAAGUUGAAUCACGGAGCGUUGCGGACGCCGCUGCUUCGGACCAGCCAGGUGGUACACGUCGGGGUCGUCAGAGCACUGCCACCUCGAGUACCUCGACCCCACCUCCUGCAGCACCCACCGCCCCUGCUGCAGGGGCGGCGCCACAGUCCCAGCAACAACAGCAGCAACAGCUGCCCCAGGUACAGACGAGUACAGCUCCAGCUUCACCUACUGUCUCAGCUCCUAAAGAAGAUCAUCCGCCGGCCGUCUCGUCCCCUGGCGCCACCGCUGUCCCCUCUCCCUCUUCGGUCAAGCCGGACGGUGGACCCCCGACGCCAGGCGGGACCGAGAAGAAAUCCGGAAAGGCCGCCCAGCCCUCUCCCUACUGCGACUUCUGUCUGGGCGACGCUAGGGAGAAUAAAAAGACCGGUGGCUCCGAGGAGUUGGUCUCCUGCAGCGAUUGCGGCCGCUCAGAACGUGAACUAUUCCAAGGACACCCAACGUGUUUGCAAUUCACUGCAAACAUGAUCGUUUCUGUGCGCAAGUACAGGUGGCAGUGUAUCGAAUGCAAAUGCUGCUCCAUAUGCGGCACCUCUGAUAACGACGAUCAGCUGCUCUUCUGCGAUGACUGCGAUCGUGGCUACCACAUGUACUGUCUGUCUCCACCUCUUGCAUCUCCUCCUGAGGGUUCCUGGUCGUGUCGUCUCUGCAUAGCCGAGUUUCAUCGGCGUGAUUAAAAGAGAAAGAAAGAAAGAAAAAAAAGAAUGAAAGAAACCGAACUCACAGUGGACAAAGGAUGGAUCUACCUAUUGUCGUGGUAUAGAGCGAUCAUUGGUGUUUCGCUUUACUUUAAUUUUCUUUUUUUUUUUUUUUUUU